Molecule: messenger RNA, 423 nt
Organism: Hipposideros armiger (great roundleaf bat)
Lineage: Eukaryota; Metazoa; Chordata; Mammalia; Chiroptera; Hipposideridae
Gene: CHRAC1
Product: chromatin accessibility complex subunit 1
Exons: 2
Coding region: 142-423 (93 amino acids)
Biological process (GO): DNA-templated DNA replication; chromatin remodeling
Cellular component (GO): CHRAC; nucleus
Molecular function (GO): protein heterodimerization activity
Source: RefSeq, a predicted model, not a curated record
AAGGGCGGCGGCCAGGCCUCUCAGCCGCGCCUCCCCGGUACUACAACUCCCACGGGGCAGCGGGACGCCGCUCCCGCACCGACGGUGUUGGCUGGCCACCUCACUGCGGGCCGGCUGCCGCCACGGGGGAGGGGCGGAAAGAUGGCGGACGGGGUCGUGGGCAGAGACAAGUGCGGGGAGCAGCGCCUCGUGUCCCUGCCCCUGUCCCGCAUCCGGGUCAUCAUGAAGAGCUCCCCCGAGGUGUCCAGCAUCAACCAGGAGGCGCUGGUGCUCACGGCUAAGGCCACGGAACUCUUUGUUCAAUAUCUAGCCACCUAUUCCUACAGACACGGCAAUGGAAAAGAAAAGAAAGCACUUACUUACAAUGAUUUAUCAAAUACCGCAGAGGAAUCGGAAACUUUCCAGUUUCUUGCAGGUACUUAG